CAGGAGACGUAAAGAGGUGAUGGAGGUGAGCGGUGAGUCGUGGCGCGCGUACUACUCCAGCGCGGAGCACCCGCUGAGCGCCGCCACGUCCGCGGUGCUGGGCGCCGUGGCGGACGACGGCCAGGGCCAGCCCAUCGAGUAUUACAAGCUGCCGCCGCUCGGACAGGACACGCACCUCAACCUGCACAAAGACGCCAAACUUGUCGAUGUCUGGCCGGCCGGCGGAGCGCUGAAGGCGGCCAAUGGCGCGCACGGGGCGGAGCUGGCGGAGCUCUCGGGACUGCUGCACGCGGGGCUCGUGAAGCGCGAGCCUGAGGACCUCAGCCGCAAGGUGGUCGACGAGCCCGAGCACGCGCUCAAGCCGCCGCGACACAAGGUGGCGGUGGGUGAACCUGGUGAAGCGGCCUCGCCGUCUCCGGCGCCGUCGCGGGCCUCCUCGGCCGGCUCGCUGCUGCCAGACGCCGCCAUGUACGCAGCCCAGAUGUUCGCGCCGCCAGGCACACCCAGUCCCACCCCCUAUGGCGACCAGUACUCGCGCCAACCGGCUACCUUUGCUGGCGAGCCCUACUACAGAGAAUACUUCGUUGGCGAGGGUUAUCAGCAAAGGGCUGCACCACCUUAUGCUGAUGCGGAGCCGGCAUCCGCAUCCGCCUUUAGUGAUCGAUACGCCACCCCUCGCUAUCACAGCAAGAGUGUUAUCGCAGCCGCUGGGCUCACAGUGGACCUGCCCUCACCAGAUAGCGGCAUAGGAGCUGACGCAGUGACUCCUCGGGACCACGCGUCCGCUGUUCAGCAGUCAUUCGACUACACGGUGAUAUGCCAGCAGCCGGGAGUGGGUGAGGACGGUCGAGGGACUCCAUCAGCGCAUCACUCACCCGCGCAGGCGCCGCGCACCAGGCCCUGGCAUGACUUCGGGAGACAAAAUGACGCUGACAAGAUACAAAUCGCUAAACUGUUUUCCCCGUAUGGCUUCAAGUAUCACCUGGAAACAGCGAGCAGCAGUUCGCAGAGACGUGAAGAUGACCGGAUCACAUACAUCAACAAAGGCCAGUUCUACGGCAUCACGCUCGAGUAUGUUCACGAUCCUGACAAACCACUCAAGAACCAAACAGUCAAGAGUGUAGUAAUGUUAAUGUUCAGAGAAGAAAAAUCACCUGAAGAUGAAAUUAAAGCGUGGCAGUUCUGGCACGGCAGACAACACUCAGUGAAACAGAGGAUAUUAGACGCUGACACGAAAAAUAGCAUCGGCUUGGCGGGCUGCAUCGAGGAGGUGGCGCACAACGCCAUCGCCGUCUACUGGAACCCGCUCGAAAGUGCUGCCAAGAUUAAUAUUGCAGUGCAAUGCCUCAGUACAGAUUUUAGCAGUCAGAAAGGAGUAAAGGGUUUACCGCUACACAUACAAAUAGACACCUUUGAAGACCCACGAGACCAACAAGUUUAUCACAGAGGCUACUGUCAAAUAAAAGUGUUCUGUGAUAAGGGUGCGGAAAGGAAAACAAGAGACGAGGAGAGAAGAGCGGCGAAACGAAAAAUGUCAGCCACGAAUAGAAAGAAACUGGACGAGAUCUACCACCCGGUGACGGAGCGCAGCGAGUUCUACUCCAUGGCGGACCUAGGCAAGCCACCCGUGCUGUUCAGUCCGGCUGAGGACAUCGACAAGCUGGCGGGCAUGGACAUCCAAGGGUUCUACGGGCACGAUGACUCUGCCCUGGCCGAGGCUCAUCUCAAGGGUGCCUCGCCUUUCCUCCUACACGCCGCCAAACCGCAGGCACCCGCUCUCAAAUUCCAUAACCACUUCCCACCCGAUGCACCAGGUUAUCGAGAGGUCGGAGGUCUGUCCCCGUAUAGCGACCGCAAAGACUCGCUGGAGCUAGAGGGCGUGCUGGGCAAGCGGCCGCGCGUGAGCACACCGCCGCUGAGCGAGCGCGUCAUGCUGUACGUGCGCCAGGACACCGAGGAUGUGUACACCGCACUGCACGUCGUGCCGCCUACCACGCAGGGCCUGCUGCAUGCGAUUGAGAAUAAGUACAAAAUUUCAAGUUCGGCAAUUAAUAAUCUUUAUCGAAAGAACAAGAAAGGGAUUACGGCCAAAAUUGAUGAUGAAAUGCUGGCAUAUUACUGCAACGAGGAUCUGUUCCUGCUGGAGGUGCGACCGGCGGUGGCGGCCGAGGACGAGCGGCUGUACGACAUCACGUUCGUGGAGCUGCCGCUCGACCCGUAG
This is a messenger RNA of Spodoptera littoralis (African cotton leafworm), 2221 nucleotides long. Lineage: Eukaryota; Metazoa; Arthropoda; Insecta; Lepidoptera; Noctuidae. The record is from the annotation of a GenBank genome assembly.